UUUUACAGAGGAGGAUUCGUCCCCCUCGCGGUGUCAGAGGUUGGUUUCGAACUCUCCUCCCACAACCGCCCCCACCCUCCUCCGGCACAGUCUACUUUGAGCAUGCGCCUCCAAGAAUGGGCGGAGCGGAGUUUUUCUGGCGAGAAAUAGCCCUCCCCGGUUUGCGCUGAUUGGCUGGGGACGCAGAUAGGGUUAUCGCGGGAAAACCCCACAAUGACGCCACUUUCGCUUCCGUCCAUAUUCAACAUGGCCGAAGGAGCGUUCCGCCCCGGAAACGGAAGGGGGUUCAGGGGAAAGGAGGGUCAAAGGCUUCCCAAGAUGGCGGCGCCCUAAGCCGGAGGCCUCUGAGAACGCUGAUGGCGGGGGCGACGUGGAGAGGAGUGUGCGCGGGGGCGCGGCGCGCGGGGCCGCUGUUGCCAGGGCGCGCUGGCCCGUUGCUAAGGACGCACUGGACCGCGGCUGGGAAGUCUCGGAGCCGACGGGAGGCAGCCGAGGCCGAGGCCCCCGUGUUCCAGUACGUGGGCGAGCGGGCGCGGCGCGCGGACCGCAUCUUCACUUGGGGCUUCUCGUACACGGGCGCGCUGGGCGUACCCAGCUUCGUGAAGCCCAGCGCCGACGGGCCGGCAGCCGGCCGCAAGCCUCGCGCCAUCCAGGCGGUGCCCUACCGCCUGGAGCUGGAUGCCCGGAUUUCAUCCGCCGCCUGUGGCUAUGGAUUCACGCUGCUGUCAUCGCAGACCCGGGACAUCACCAAGGUCUGGGGCAUGGGCCUCAACAAGGAUUCUCAGCUGGGCUUUCACAGGAGCCGGAGAGAUAAGAGCCGGGGAUAUGAGUAUGUCUUGGAGCCAUCGCCGGUGCCGUUGCCUCUGGACAGACCGCAGGAGACCCGGGUUCUGCAGGUGGCCUGCGGAAGAGCGCACUCGCUGAUCCUGACAGACAGCGAAGGAGUCCUCAGCAUGGGCAACAAUUCCUAUGGGCAGUGUGGAAGAGCUGUGGUCACGGAUGAAGCUUACAGUGAGAGUCACAAAGUACACAGAAUGCAGGACUUCGAUGGACGUGUGGUGCAGGUCGUCUGUGGCCAAGACCACAGCCUGUUCCUGACGGAUAAAGGCGAGGUGUACUCGUGUGGAUGGGGGGCGGAUGGGCAAACAGGUCUGGGUCACUACAACAUCACCAGUAAACCCACCAAGGUCGGUGGUGGCAUUGUUGGAGUCAAUAUAGUGCAGGUCGCCACCUACGGAGACUUCUGUCUUGCCGUGUCUGCUGAUGGAGACCUCUUUGGCUGGGGCAACUCGGAAUACCUGCAGCUGGCUUCCGUCACCGAAGCCACCCAGGUGAAUGUCCCCAUGCACUUGCCCUUCUCUGGGAUUGGGAAGGUCAAGCAGGCGGCCUGUGGUGGUACUGGCAGCGCAGUUUUAAAUGACAAAGGAAAUGUUUUUGUCUGGGGAUACGGGAUUCUUGGGAAAGGGCCAAACCUCAUGGAAACUGCGCUCCCAGAAAUGAUCCCGCCUACCCUCUUUGGCUUGUCGGAUUUCAGCCCAGACGUCCGGGUUUCCCACAUUCGCUGCGGACUCAGCCAGUUUGCCGCACUUACCAACAAAGGAGAGCUGUUUGUGUGGGGUAAGAACAUCCGAGGUUGCCUGGGAAUUGGCCGCCUGGAAGAUCAGUACUUCCCAUGGAGGGUGACGAUGCCAGGGGAGCCGGUACAAGUGGCCUGUGGGGUGGAUCACAUGGUGACUCUGGCUAAGUCAUUCAUCUAAGCCUGCCACCUCCCCCGGGCUCCAGAAGCAUGGCCCCCCAGCCCUCAGUGCUCUUGGAGACAAGCCAGCCCCGCUGUGCUCGAGCUGCUGCCUUCUCGGGCCCCAUCCCUUCAGUUGGACUUGGCAGGUUUGGGCCCCUGGACCAUUUGGUUCAUUUGUUUCUCUGCUGCCAGCCAGUGACUAGACACCUCAUAAUGGGGAGUCCCUCUGAGCGUGUGUGGUGCGGGUGAGGAUGCAGCCACCACCUUCCUUUCUCUCAGGGUGGCAUUGACAACAAGCCCCUUCCAUGCUGAGGGCUGAAUGUACAGAUGCCCAGUUUGGGGCUCUGUGUGGCUCUCCAUGGCAGCAGGGGCCUGGGUGGGCUAUGCCAGCAACAGCCCUGCAGUGAUGAAGAGGGAAGGCAGGGCUGCUGCUGCCUGGUCUCCCCAUUCGGAUUUUUCAACUCUUAUCAAACAAAUAAAAUGACAGCUUUCUCUGGGCACAGCAGCACUCUCCAUUGUGCUGGCCAGUCGAGCAGAAACUGGCUGGGGGCAGGGGAAGGAGUGGCCUUUGGACCUUCUGAGUAUAUUUGAUCAGUAAGAGAUGACCCAGCAGAAUUCAUGGUUGACUUGGGGUUUCCAUGGCCCCUGGUGAGGGUUUGGGCUGCCAGAGCCACUCUGUUCUUAGCUAUUACUUCAUUUGUGUCUGACCUGGCAUCCCUGGGGGCCAGCCUGGACCUAGCUGCGGGUGGAUGGCCUAGGCCUCUCCUGUGCUGCCUUGUUCUGCUGAGAGAGGAGGAGAGAGAGAGAGGCAGAGAGAGGGAGAGAGACAGAGAGCGGGGAGAGGGAGGGAGGGAUGGAUGGAGACAGACUGCUUCAGACCCUGCUCUGUUGGGAACGUCACAAAAUCACAGACGGGGCUCUGAAGGGGAAGCUGGGUCUUGACACUGUUCUUAGGGUCCCUGCUUCUGUCUGGGAGUCCAGUUAAGUGGCCCCCCAGGAGGACAGCUGCUUAUAUUCCAAUGCUGGGCUGCAGGGGCAUGAGCGUAUCACCAAAUCCCAAUGAACCAAAGGUUUCAAGUUGGCCUUGGUCUGGAGAAGAAAAAUCAACCCAGAAGUGACUUUAUGGAAAGAAUUUCACUAAGUGUGCCUGUAAAGAAGCCUUUUCUUUUAUUUACUUUUUGAAUAAAGCAAAAUGUGUCUUUUGUUAGUUGCUUACAGAGAGUGAAGAAAUGCUCACUGGGACAGGGGGGCCAGAAUUCUCGCUACCAGCAGAGAGCACCUUUACUCACCUGGCCAUUUGGAAAUUGGCCAUGAAUGUUAAACUCUAGAAAUAGAGGCACAAAUUUGGGAUUAUAAUAAAAGAGAAAAUGAAAAACC
Molecule: messenger RNA, 3115 nt
Organism: Trichosurus vulpecula (common brushtail)
Lineage: Eukaryota; Metazoa; Chordata; Mammalia; Diprotodontia; Phalangeridae
Gene: RCC1L
Product: RCC1 like
Exons: 11
Coding region: 357-1757 (466 amino acids)
Source: RefSeq, a predicted model, not a curated record